This is a messenger RNA of Psylliodes chrysocephalus, 2982 nucleotides long. The record is from the annotation of a GenBank genome assembly. NCBI's taxonomy places the organism in Eukaryota, Metazoa, Arthropoda, Insecta, Coleoptera, Chrysomelidae.
GGUGGAAUCGACCCUAAAUGACAAAUUGUGCAUUUUAUUCUGCAAAUUUGUAAAAAGUACUAGAUAUGCAAGCAGUAGCUGCAUCUGCAGUCGAUGUUCUGUGAAGCUGGAUGAAAAACUAUUCGAACGCAACUCCGAUGUUUUUACUUAACUGACAUCUAUGUCAUAAAUUUGACAAAAAUGGCCGCCCUCUAUUUGUAGUUUUGACAUCGUGUCAUUUUUCACAAAGAUUUUCUCACUAUUGUUCAGAUAUACAACGUUGUUUAAUAUUAAUUUGGAUUUAUUUGGAUUCAUAAAAAGUUAAGAUGUCUGCUGGUCCUUAUAAUUACUCUUAUAUUUUCAAAUAUAUUAUCAUCGGUGAUAUGGGUGUAGGAAAGUCGUGUUUGCUGCAUCAAUUCACAGAAAAAAAAUUUAUGGCUGACUGUCCUCACACAAUAGGAGUAGAAUUUGGGACACGCAUCAUUGAGGUCUCAGGACAAAAAAUCAAGCUUCAAAUCUGGGACACAGCUGGACAGGAACGUUUCAGGGCUGUAACUCGCUCAUAUUAUCGUGGUGCGGCCGGAGCCCUAAUGGUUUAUGACAUAACUAGGAGAUCCACUUAUAAUCACCUAAGCAGUUGGUUAACAGACACUAGAAAUCUGACAAAUCCCAGCACAGUCAUUUUCCUGAUAGGAAAUAAAUGUGAUUUGGAGGGACAGAGGGAUGUGACAUAUGAGGAAGCUAGUAAAUUUGCUGAAGAAAAUGGUCUGAUGUUUGUAGAAGCCAGUGCAAAAACCGGUGAUAAUGUAGAAGAAGCAUUUCUGGAAACUGCAAAAAAGAUUUACCAAAGCAUCCAAGAUGGCCGAUUGGAUCUCAAUGCUGCCGAAUCGGGAGUGCAACACAAACCAUCACAACCAGGUCGUAAUCCACUGUCCAAUGACCAACAGGCGAACAAAGACAAUUGCGCCUGCUAGUUUUAUGUCCAAUUUUAAUAUAUUUUCAAAAAAAAUUAGGAAUCUCCUGGAUUCUAUUUUAAUUUAAAACAUGGCGUUUUAGGGUGUCACUUACGGUUCACGGGAAUUUAGUUCGUUUUUAAGGUGCAAAUUGGCACAGUAAUUAUGGAUAUUUUAGGAAGUAACAUACUUUUUGUUACAUAUUAUCAAAUCCUGAAACGUCACUGUCUAUACUUUGAAGUCUCUAUCCACCUCUGUUUAUAGGUACAGUUAACUCCAAUGAAAUGCAGAUAGUGAUUUUGUUAGGAUUAUUUCUCUUGCCAUUAAAUUUCAAUUUUCAACCAACCUUAGAUAUUUAUGUCAUUACAAUCACAAUUUUUAUAGUGCUCUAUGCACAUCAUUUACACCAAUACCAGGUUAAUAUUAAAUCUUCCUAAAUUAAAUUUGACCAUGAUAAAUUAUUAGCUAUUGAUUUUAGCUCUUUGAUCUAAGGUACAAAUCGCAUUUUGUUGAUGUUAACUACACUGAAUUUUUGAACUGAGUCAGAUCUUUAUUCUGUCGAUAUUUUUUAGUCAUUCCUAAAUGGUGAUUUAAGUUAAUUUAUUUUAAAUCUGACUUGUUGAUUUAUUACUAAUUUCAGUUUUGAAACGAGCUUAAACAGAACAUCGCCUUGAUGGCGCUACCGUUUCUCAAAAAUAUACUUUUUUUCAUAAAAACUGGCUGUGUAUCACACGGAUAGAUUCGUUUAUUACCACAAUCUUGGGGUUUUAUAUGUUUUGGUGCUAAUUCGUCAAUUUUAUUUUAGUUAAAAUGUGUUUUCUUAUAUUAAAUUAAAAGUAAUGUUUUUGAUAACCAGCGUGAAGCUAAGGCAUUUAUGUUUUUUAUUUUGCAAUAAACUCAAUUUUCCACUAAACAUUGGGUAAUUUGUUGAAUUAUAUCAAAUUCGGUUCUAUAAUUUAAUUAAAAAAAGUUUACUGUAAAAUUGAUUGGAACAUUGCGAAUCGUAAGCGCUCCCUAGUAGGUACUUUAAGUCAAAACAAUACACUUAUUUUUUGAAGAUUUCUAGGUAAUUAUCUUUUUUUUUUAAUAAGCAAUUAAUAACUUUUUGUCUAGAGCACUCGAUUACAGUUUAUACAAUAUUUUUUUAUCAAAAAUGUUUGUUUUUAAGUUUCAGUACUCGACAGGUGGCGUUUUUUUAAUAUAUUAAUUUUCCUGCAGACCAAAAAUGGCGGUUAUCUAAAAAUAACCAAUUUUUAAGCAUUUUAUAUGAAAAAUAUAAAACAUCGCUUGUCGAAUAUUUAAACGCCCUGUAGUGUAUAGAUUUUUAAACAAUAAGGUAUAUCAAGAAAAAAAUUAGGCUGUAUCAUAUCUUGACAUUGUUUAAAUUUUGUCCCCCCAUAUUUUUUAUUCUUUUAGCUUUAAAUAUACAAUCUUUUAACAAUAAAAUUACAAUCUAUAUACUCAAAAAGUAAUUUACUUAUUAAUUAAUUUUAAAGAGCCCUUACAUUAAAUUUAAAUAAUGUCAGGUCUACAGAAAAGUUCGAUCAGCUUCAUCAUAUGCGAGGGUUUCAAAAAUUAUCUCGGUUUUUUAAACCCCUGUAUAGUCAGAACGUUGAUUUUUUUUUUCACAAUAGAGUAAAGUUUGAUUAGUAGGCAAAUACAAAUUAAAAUCUUCAAUAUCUAUCAAAACUAUUAUGAUAAUUAUUGAAGUGGCUGCAUUGUUCAAUUCUCUUCUCAUUCCUUUGAAAAUGAUCGGAUCUUGUUUUUAUUUGAAAACUUAACAAUAACAACAUGUGAUUGUUAAAAUUUCUCCUUCACAUUUGUCUACCAAUGAAAUUUUUGAAAGCUUUUUCAUACCCACUAAUGAUACUUUCUGGCUUAUACAUCUAUUUGAUAAGAGAUUGUUACUGCAUUGUUUUAGUGAUGAAUGUUUGUAUGUGAUGUAUUUAUUAAUAUCAUAUAUGAAAUUAUAAUAUAGAUUUUAAUUAAGUGGCAUUUUGUAUUAUUUUCAUGUUAUAAGGUGUAUUAAUACAUUUAUUCUCUUACGUUA